This is a messenger RNA of Microthlaspi erraticum, 642 nucleotides long. NCBI's taxonomy places the organism in Eukaryota, Viridiplantae, Streptophyta, Magnoliopsida, Brassicales, Brassicaceae. The record is from the annotation of a GenBank genome assembly.
AUGCACAACAUUUUUCUGUACUCAGUCGUGCUCUCUCUUGGUCUUGUUGCCUUCAUCACAUGUUUCACAGCCGAGUUCAAGAGAACAAAGAAAGAAGAUAUUCGAUGGGACACAGAGAGGAACUGUUAUAUACCUGGAAGCCAUGCGUUUGGGCUCGGAUCAGCAGCUGUUCUUUGCUUCUGUCUUGCUCAGAUCGUUGGAAACGUAGUUGUGUUUCGAAAUCACAGGACACGAAUUAAGAGAGAAGAUGGUUACAAGAUUACUGAUCUUAUUUUACCCACUGUGCUAUUGCUCUUUUCCUGGUUCAAUUUUGUGGCAGUGGUUUUAAUUCUGAGUACUGCUAUAAGCAUGAGCCGAGCUCAGCCUUAUAGAGAAGGAUGGCUCGGAGAAGAUUGUUACCUGGUCAAAGACGGCGUCUUUGCAGCUUCAGGCUGCUUAGCCAUCCUUGGACUAGGAGCCUUGACCAUAUCAGCCAUCAAGAUUAAAGUAAACAAACAACAACUUGUGCAAGUCAUCAUCAAAGACCAAAACCAAAAACAAACAAAAUCAAAAGAAGGUGAUGAGCACCAAACGAACAAGUCAGAAACUGUCAUUUACUUGGUGGAACAAGCGUCUUCCACUACCGAUAAUAGCAGGAUAUAA